Capsaspora owczarzaki ATCC 30864 is the source of this 970-nucleotide messenger RNA. RefSeq lists its product as hypothetical. The record is from RefSeq and is a predicted model, not a curated record. Lineage: Eukaryota; Filasterea; Ministeriida; Capsasporidae. Gene Ontology annotation, cellular component: MICOS complex. Gene Ontology annotation, biological process: cristae formation. The transcript is spliced from 5 exons. The coding region runs from base 22 to 921 and encodes 299 amino acids.
UUUUUUUUUUUUUCAAUUGCAAUGGCUUCUCAGCCAAUAAUUCUCGCGACUGCCGCAUCGCUCUCAGCUGCCGCUGCGCUCGUCCACAGCCGCCAACCGCGCGUCCACGCUGCGACCAAGCUGAGCAUCUACGAUGAACCCGAGCAAGUGAAAACAGUGCUCGUCGAGGCCGAGCCGUCCAUGCUCGAGCGCCACGUCCGCGCCGUCCGCGAGUUCACUGCAAGCAUCCUUGAUGGCAUCAACAUUGCUGGAGAGAAUUCUGUCAAUGCCAUCAUCGGCGCAAGCGUUGUCGCGAACGACGCCAUCACACACGUCCCUCCGACACAAGAGCUGGUGCCACGAAUUGUGCUCAUUUCCGGCAUGGCCGCUGCUGGGUCAAUGGCAGCUCGAAACCGCGGGCGCUUUUUGCGGUACGCCUCCCCCGCGCUGAUGGGAGCCUUGUCUGCGUAUGGUCUCUCGGUUUACACGGCGUACCUCGCCACACAUAACAACCAGCUGCCCAAUCUCCAGCCGUUUUCGGCCUUGUGGAAGCUCGUCCCUGAAGACUCGCCGCUAAAGACAGCGCCCCGCAGCGUUUCGCAGAGCGUGUCGUCGGCCGUGGCGUCGGUCAAGAACGCCGGCUCCUCGCUCUCGUCUUCUGCCGCUUCUCUUUCAACCAGCGCGUCCUCUCUGUCAGCCAGCGCCUCGGCCUUGCCAGACAAGCUCAAGGCUGCCUGGCCCUUCAAGUCAACAGAGGAGGUGGCUGCUGCCAAGCCUGUCGUCGUUUCCAAGGCUCCCCCUUCUGCUGCUGCACCGUCCACCUCUGCCACCGCUGCUCCCGCUGCCCAACCCAAUGUUGACAAGGGACAGAGCAACGACGAGGAUCGCCACAUGUAUUCCACGCGUUCUGAUCGUGGGCCUGAUGCACCAACUCAAGCUUGAGCGCAAGUUGGUUGUUUGCUUUUCACCCUGCAAUAAAAGUCCAUUGUUU